Messenger RNA from Alnus glutinosa, 933 nucleotides. RefSeq names its product probable phospholipid hydroperoxide glutathione peroxidase. The record is from RefSeq and is a predicted model, not a curated record. Gene Ontology annotation, molecular function: glutathione peroxidase activity. The annotation marks the transcript as partial. The transcript is spliced from 6 exons. Gene Ontology annotation, cellular component: cytosol. Lineage: Eukaryota; Viridiplantae; Streptophyta; Magnoliopsida; Fagales; Betulaceae. Gene Ontology annotation, biological process: response to oxidative stress.
CUCAGUCCAAUCACCAAAGAAAGGGUUUUUUAUAUGCAUCCUCGCUUUCUCCUCCGUAAAAAUCAAAUCUUGGGACCCAUAACUGCGUCCUUUUUGUUCGCUAAGCAAAUAUCAUACAAUUCCAAGCAAACCCAUUUGCGUUUUUCGCAGUUUUUGCCCCUUUCUUUCUUCUCUCCCCCAACCAAGACAGGGUUCUCGAGGCCUUUGUUCUGCAAUUUGCAAUCGGUUCGUGCAAUGGCUAGCCAAUCCCAGAGCGCAUCCGUCCACGACUUCACCGUUAAGGAUGCUAGGGGAAAAGAUGUUGAUCUCGGCCAGUAUAAGGGGAAGGCCCUCUUGAUCGUCAAUGUUGCAUCACAAUGUGGCUUGACUAAUUCUAACUACACUGAGCUGAGUGAAUUGUAUGGGAAGUACAAAGAUCAAGGAUUGGAGAUUCUGGCAUUCCCAUGCAAUCAGUUUGGAGCUCAGGAGCCAGGGAACAAUGAGCAGAUUUUAGAGUUUGCUUGCACUCGCUUUAAGGCUGAGUAUCCUAUAUUUGAUAAGGUUGAUGUGAAUGGUAAUAAUGCUGCCCCUUUGUACAAGUUCUUGAAGUCAAGCAAAGGUGGCCUAUUUGGAGAUAAUAUCAAGUGGAAUUUUUCGAAAUUCCUGGUUGAUAAAGAGGGAAAGGUUAUUGAGCGAUAUGCUCCCACAACUUCCCCUCUGAGCAUUGAGAAGGAUAUAAAGAAGCUAUUGGGGACUGCUUGAGUGCUUCAAACUGCUUCUCUUCAGCUGUUAGUAAAUAAAUGCUACUCUUGCCAUGAAUAAGCACACAAUCAUGUGGAUCUUAUCUUUUCUAAUGUGUUUUUCUCCUAGACUCCUGGAUGUGUACUAAAGCUGCACUUCUUUAUGUAUUAAUGGAGCAAUAACUUGUUCAAAUUAAACUGAGAUUUUACCCAA